This is a messenger RNA of Galleria mellonella (greater wax moth), 2302 nucleotides long. It is a transcript of the gene tex, whose product is annotated as THO complex subunit 3. Bases 339 to 1322 code for a protein of 327 amino acids. The record is from RefSeq and is a predicted model, not a curated record. Gene Ontology annotation, cellular component: THO complex part of transcription export complex. The transcript has 8 exons. Lineage: Eukaryota; Metazoa; Arthropoda; Insecta; Lepidoptera; Pyralidae. Gene Ontology annotation, biological process: mRNA export from nucleus. Gene Ontology annotation, molecular function: protein binding.
CAUUUUUAAAUAAUUAGUAAUCGAUUCUGAAGUAUUCGCGCAGUGUUUGCUGUUUAUAUACAUAACUAAUUGUAUCUCACGACUUCACUCGUGAUUGUAUUGUGAUGUAGAAUAACCUAUAAACUUCUUUUAGAAUAAACUAUGAAAUGCAAAAAUAAAUUUUCAAAUUCUAUUAAAACCGAAUAGUUCCUGAGAUUAGCACAUUCAAACAAACAAAAAAUUUUCCACUUUCCUGACUCAAGCGAUUAACCUUGUACGGGCAAAACUUGUGUUGUGUUCACAAAAAUAAAUAUCCAUUACAAUUAAUAAUAUAAAUCAAACAAGGGCCUUAUUGAAUCAUGAAAGAAGCUAAACAGACUCCAAUAGAAGAUUUAGCUGAUUUACGAAGCUAUUUCACGUCUCACAAUGUUAUCAGGGAACACAUAGCUCAUAGUUCAAAAGUGCAUUCUGUAGGCUGGUCUUGUGAUGGUAGACGCCUUGCUUCUGGUUCAUAUGAUAAAAGUGUUGUCACAUUCACCUUGGAAAGAAACAGAUUGGUUCAAGACUUUGUGUUUCGAGGGCACACAGGGUCAGUGGAUCAACUGUGCUGGCAUGCUUCACAUCCUGACUUAUUAAGCACAGCCAGCGGUGACAAAUCUGUUAGGAUAUGGGAUACAAGAUCCCACAAAUGUGCAGCAACAAUAGCAACAAAGGGUGAGAAUAUCAACAUAGCGUGGUCACCCAAUGGCAGCACAAUAGCUGUGGGAAACAAGGAGGAUCUGGUUUCCUUCAUAGACACAAAGACUUAUAAAGUGGUUGUUGAAGAGCAAUUCAAUUUUGAAGUAAAUGAAAUCUCAUGGAAUAACUCAUCAGAUCUCUUCUACUUGACCAAUGGACUUGGAUGUGUUCAUAUAUUAACAUAUCCCUCGCUGGAACUGCAAACGGUUUUAAAGGCGCACCCUGGCACGUGUAUCUGCAUCGAGCACGAUCCCACCGGAAGGUACUUUGCUACCGGCUCAGCUGAUGCACUCGUUUCAUUAUGGGAUGUCAAUGAGCUUGCGUGUUUAAGAGUUUUUUCAAGGUUGGAAUGGCCGGUACGAACAUUGUCAUUUAGCUUCGAUGGUCGGCUGUUGGCGUCAGGCAGCGAGGAUCAUAUUAUAGAUAUUGGAGACACAGAGACUGGUGAGAAAGUAGCUGAGAUACCUGUGCAAGCAUCCACGUUCACAGUGGCCUGGCAUCCAUCCCGUUACUUAGUGGCCUUCGCUUGCGAGGAUAAGGAGCCGCCAGAGAGGAAAAGGGAUGCUGGAAAUCUCAAACUGUGGGGGUUACCAAAUAACGGCUAGACUCCCUAACCAUUUUGUGUUAUUGUGAAGACGAUUGUGAUUUUACCUCUAAUGCGGUACCUCUGUUGACUAUAAUUAAUAGUAGUCUGCAUACCCCAAAUAAAACUGAAAUGAAUGAUGAAUGUUCAUACCAUAAAAAGGACUGAAUUAGGUUAUGAUAAAUAAAAAUAGUAUAAAAUAUAAUUAUUAUUUUUAAAAGUAUUUAUACAAUAUCACAUAGAUACAUUCGUCAUAUAUUGAUUUCUUUUGUAAAAACACAACCCCAUUUUUUUUUAUAUACAUAUUGUCCUAAGAACUUUACUUAUUACCAGGUUUCAGUCUGGAAACGUCCAUCUCGCUCCAUAUUCUUCAAAAUUUCUUUAGCGUCUUCAGUAGAGUGACCACCAGACGCGAUGACCUCCACAAUAGCUUCGCGCACAUUGUCUGGCAUAUUUUUAGCGUUUCCCGACAGAAAUAUGCUAGCUUUUUCCGUGUUAAUGAGACACCAUAGAUCGUUCUUGUAUUCUAUUAUUUUGUGUUGCACAUAUCUGUGAAGAUAACUAAAUGGUCACAACAAAUCCAAAUAACCUAAUCGCUUCUGACCACCCUACCAUUACUUGAUUUUUACUGCAAUUGUGGUAAGCUAAUAUGAUAUAAGGUGAAUCAUUUCUGAAAUCUGUGAAAGUCUAAAAGUAAUCGCAUUUCACUGAUAAGUAUCUUUAUUAGACACACUUUUAUUAGAUUAGAGGAUCGCGAACAGUCGAUGGUUCUGUUCAUUUUUAUAAGCGACAAAAGAAAUACCAAUUUCCUUCAUAUGGUUCGCGUAAACUUAUUUUAAAUUGACGAUAGAGACUUUAUGCGACGUGAUUACAAAUAAAUAAAUAAUCUAUUUGUGGGGUACCUCUUUCUAUUACAUCUUUCUAUUGUUCCCUAUUGGCUACCCUUUACGGCCUUAGUCUUCUAAGUUCUUUCUUAUAAUAUACAUAUAUUUCUAAUUUCCA